This is a messenger RNA of Oldenlandia corymbosa var. corymbosa, 3123 nucleotides long. The record is from the annotation of a GenBank genome assembly. NCBI's taxonomy places the organism in Eukaryota, Viridiplantae, Streptophyta, Magnoliopsida, Gentianales, Rubiaceae.
GCAAAAUAUGAUUCUCUUUCUAGAAGAAGUUUUUAGGAAAAUCUCAGGAAAGGCCGUUGUCGUUUCGUUGUUCGUUUUCCAUUUGGACAAUAACGAGAGUAUUGCUGUUAACGGUUAAAUCUAAUGAUUUUUUCUUCCCCCUCGUAAUAACUACAUCUGGAAUCAAAAUUUACAAAUCGUCCCUCCAACUCCGAGAUCCAAAUCUCAGGCCGCAGGCCCCGCCGUCUGAUGAUCGGAAGUUGUGACAAUCAUGUCUACACUCGUCGCUAUCAGAGACGCUGCCCUGAACAGCGGCGGGGACUAUUCUCCGGCCAAAGAGAAGGCCGCCACCAGAGGGGUCUUCAACGGCCGCUCUCCACUUCUCCACCGCCGCAUUAAGCUGUUGCUUGGUGGCUUUAAGUUCAAGCUUCUCAUCUGCUUUGCCUUCUUAUCUAUUGUGGUUUGGUUCAGCUCCAAAAUCGGUCCUUUCAUGGAAUGGAAUCCUCAUCCGGACUCUUCCGUAUUCUCUCCUUCCAGGGGUGGCUUCACUGUGCUUAUCAACACUUGGAAGAGAAAUUCAUUACUUAAACAGUCUGUAGCUCACUAUGCAUCCUGCCGAGGGGCUGAUGCAAUACACGUGGUCUGGAGCGAAAGUGAUCCGCCGUCUAACCAAUUGAGAUCUUAUCUAAAUGAUAUCGUGUUAAAGAAGUCACAGACAGCUCACAAACCCAACUUUAAGUUUGAUUUGAAUGAGGAAGAUAACUUGAACAACAGGUUCAAACCUAGACCGGAUCUCAGAACUGAUGCUAUUUUCUCAGUUGAUGAUGAUGUAAUAGUUCCCUGUCGUACUCUAGAAUUUGCCUUUUCCAUGUGGCAAAGUGCUCCGUUUACAAUGGUGGGCUUUGUACCUCGGAUGCACUGGCUGGAUCAGAAGACAAAUGGUAUGACACAGUACAAGUAUGGCGGAUGGUGGUCUGUUUGGUGGAUGGGCACGUAUAGUAUGGUUCUCUCGAAAGCUGCUUUUUUUCAUAGGAAGUAUCUGGAAUUAUACACGAAUGAAAUGCCCAGGUCAAUACAUGAUUAUGUGACUAAGGAAAGGUACACUGAACUGUAAUUUCAUCAUUACAUUUCGUUUUCAAGUGAGACUAUACAUCGUUUCAACAUGUUCCAUUUGUGGCAGAAACUGUGAAGAUAUAGCAAUGUCCCUCCUUGUGGCAAAUGCUACAAAUACAUCUCCAAUUUGGGUGAAAGGUGAGAUUCUGCUAAUUUGGGUUCCUGUCAGUUUAAAUUCUCAAGUGCACACCUAACCAUACCUAGGUGAUAUAGAUUUGGAUAUAUUAGGAAAUCCUUAAAUCAAGCCAAUAGGUAUCUAAAAUUUAAAAUGAGCAGGACUUGCCACCGCAACUAUCGCCAUUUGAAGUGACCAUUUAUUGUAUAUUAACACUGCUCUAUAUCAUCAACCUGUGUUGGGUUCCCUUUGCUGACAAAAUGAUUGAAUCAUGAAAAGUCAUUGACUCAAAUUAAACACAAGAAGAAAGACCUAAAGGAUUUCGGAAGUUACUAUUACUAUUAGAUAAAAUGUGAUGUAUACGUAAAGGCUUGGUUGUGUGAUCAUUCCAGAUCAUUGAAAUCUUUAAGAUUAUAUAUCUACAAGCCUGCCUGAGGUUAGGUCGCGGAAUGAUUGUGAACUGUUGUACCGGCAAUAUAUGUUUUGCUUCACCCUAUGCUUCUUCAUUUGCUUUCGUCCUGUUGUAGUAGGUUUUGUUCCAAUUGUUGACAUCAGUUACAACCCCAUAGGCCUGACCUGCAUUUUCUUGUAGUUGAUCUGUUUGUGCUUGUCUCCUUAUUCUUAAGAACUUUUAUCCGAUCAUUGUAGUUAUUGGGGUGAUCCAUUUAGAAAAUGUUGUUGAAAACAAAUGUAGAAGCUUUUGACCCUUGCAGCUCCUUAGCAACUUUUAGAUACUAGGAGUUGUAAUUGAAAGAAAAACAAGAAUAAGUGAGAGACGAAGUAUCUGGUGAUUUGAAACAAGUUAAAUACCUGAAAUUGUUUGGAAUGGUAGCAUAAUAUCCCUUGCAACCGCAUGAUUUGUUUUUCUUUUUGCACAUUUUACUUGCUUGGUUCCAUUACCGUGCAUAUAGCUUGUUGUUUCUACAUUUUCCUUUUUUAUUGGUGUUUUCUUUUCCUAAUUCGAUAAACCACUUUGCAGGUAAAAUAUACGAGAUAGGCGCUUCCGGGAUUAGUAGUCUAAAUGGGCAUAGUGUGAAGAGGAACAAGUGCUUGAAUGAUUUUGUUGCGCUGUACGGAAGCAUGCCUCUGGUACCAACGAAUGUAAAAGCUGUGGAUGCAAGAAACGAGUGGCUAUGGUAAUAGCAUUCUUUUCCGUUCAUCAAGCAGAGAUCAGUUUUCCUUGUAUAGAAGUACUGUGCCACUUGAGAACAAUGGUGGAUCAAUCUUUUCAGUGUGAGGGUCCAUCAUCCUUGUAAAAAAAAAAAGCAAACAAUGGUACCAAUACUAUGUAGAUUUGUUUUGUAGAAAUAUGGAUGUUGAAGGAUUAGGAUAUAAGCUAUCCCUUUGCAUAAUGCACACGAAAUGGGAACACCAAUCCACACGUUUCACCGUGUUUGUUAAUAUUGGUUUGCGUGUGUGUGUGUGUGUGUGGUGUAAAGCAAACAAAAUGCCUUUUGAGGUUCCACAAUCCCGCAUGCACGGUCCUCCCACUUUUGUGAUUUCGCGUCUGUGUAUUAAGGCCUAGGACUACGGGGGAUCUGAAUUAGGGUCGCAAGUGGUGCAUUCCGGACAAGGCAUUGUUGAGCAAAUCCAAGCCAAUUUGGUACCCACUUGCCAAGUAAAUGGUCCAUUGGGUAACCACAAAUGGCAGAAAUAGAGAGGAGCAGACAAGUGGAAUAUGUAAUGUAACUAUUAAUGCUUGUAGAACACACACGCAUUCACUUUAAUUGGCGUCUAGCGGGCUUUUUCUAUCCCAAAAUUUGGUACCCCUGUGUCCCAAAAUUAUUGAAGUUUGAAUUUUCAUUUUUAGUUCAAAUUAUAUGAGAAGUUUAGAACUGAAAAUUGAAACUGGACAAUAAUUUUGGAAUAGAGGAAGUAAUCUUUGCUUUUCCUUUUCCAAUGUUUAAAGCUUAAAC